ACUCACAGAAAUCUCGUGAUAUUAUUGUCCUGUGUUGGAUAGCAGUAGUUUCACCGUUUUUCGAUUGACUAUUCACUUAUUGUUUAUUUUGAGAAUAUCAGUUAACAUGGCAGAUCCAAGAAUACGACAGAUUAAAAUCAAGACUGGCGUAGUAAAGCGGCUGGUGAAGGAGAAGGUCAUGUAUGUCAAGGAGACCAGGCAGCAGGAGGAGAAGAUUGAACGACUGAAAGCAGAGGCCUGCGACGAAGAGGCCGACUCCGAGGCCAGGUAUGUCAUCAAGAAACAGUUGGAGGUGCUACAGGAGUCCAAGAUGAUGGUUCCAGACUGUCACAGGCGUUUGACCAUAGCACACGCAGACCUGUCCCAGAUACUAGAAACAGAAGAGGACUUGGCUGAAGCAGAGGAGUACAAAGAGGCCAGGACCGUAUUGGAUUCAGUGAAGCUUGAAGGAUGAUGUUCUCACUCUGUAAUGCACUACUUAAAUGUCUAUUUCAUUCAUCAAGGCUUGUUUGGAAACACAGACAAACAAAAUCGUUCAGCAUCUUUUUCUCUUUAUCUCGCUCUUUUUUUUAUUUUUUAUUUCUACAUUUGAAAACAACGUGCAGUCUGAUGUCGACAUCCUUCUCCUGAGUGUACAAUCUCACACAAGCAGCAAAUAAAAACCUAUUUCUUUUCUUAACAUGGGGGUUUGCUUGGUUUGUUUCUUCAACUAUACAGCUGCAAAUUAAGCCUGGUUGUAUUGUUUAACUCAUAUUAAAGCUAUACAAUAG
This is a messenger RNA of Oncorhynchus mykiss (rainbow trout), 770 nucleotides long. RefSeq names its product tubulin cofactor a (gene tbca). Lineage: Eukaryota; Metazoa; Chordata; Actinopteri; Salmoniformes; Salmonidae. Gene Ontology annotation, molecular function: beta-tubulin binding. Gene Ontology annotation, cellular component: microtubule cytoskeleton; cytosol. The record is from RefSeq and is marked provisional. Gene Ontology annotation, biological process: tubulin complex assembly; post-chaperonin tubulin folding pathway.